AUGUGUCUGCAGGUCUUGUUCUUGCUCGGUGUGGUGGCUGUGGCUGCUGCAGAUAAGCUGCCGACCUACUCCUACAGCGCCCCACAGGGAUCUUUGGAGGACUCAGUGGAGUAUGAUGAUGCCAAGUACGACUUCAACUGGGCUGUGAAGGACGACGACUCCGGUAACGACUUCGGCCACCAGGAGUCCCGCGACGGCGACAACACUCAGGGAUCGUACUACGUGCAGCUCCCCGACGGCCGCCUGCAGAAGGUUACCUACUACGUGGACUGCGACAACGGAUAUGUUGCCGACGUGACGUACGAGGGCGAGGCUCGCUAUGACUCGGUGGAGUCUCGCGAAUACGUCCCCCCAAGGCCCGUGUACUCCGCCCCCGAGUCCCAGGAGUCCGUUGAGACUCCCGUGUACACCCCGCCACGACCCCAGUAUGCCGCCCCCAGGCGGUCUUACGGCUUCCCUCAGUUUGUCCACCAUGUAAUGAUCCCAUGUACUAUUGGCCUUGUUGGUAGUGUAGUCACAAACAAGGAAUUGCAGGAGAUAGUCAUGAUCGAUAUAUCUGGUGCUCCUUCCUGGUGCUUCUCACUGUGGACGGCAUGUCGCUUGUUAGCUACCUGA
Molecule: messenger RNA, 615 nt
Organism: Penaeus indicus
Lineage: Eukaryota; Metazoa; Arthropoda; Malacostraca; Decapoda; Penaeidae
Product: cuticle protein 7-like
Exons: 4
Coding region: 1-615 (204 amino acids)
Cellular component (GO): extracellular matrix
Source: RefSeq, a predicted model, not a curated record